GGGUUCGGGGCACCGGGAUGAAAGGAGGGAAAGCAGGUGAGAAAGCGAGGCCGACAGGUGGGGAAACCGUGAGGUGAACGUAGCCCUAGCUCGGUGUGGCAGACGCUGGAGAGAAGGCCAGGUCGCUGAAGAACCGGACGGACAGCUGAAAGAGAGAAAAGCUGGCUACCAUGGAAUCACCCGAGGAGCCUGGAGCAUCCAUGGAUGAGAACUACUUUGUGAACUACACUUUCAAAGAUCGGUCGCACUCAGGGCGUGUGGCUCAAGGCAUCAUGAAACUGUGUCUGGAGGAGGAGCUCUUUGCUGAUGUCACCAUUUCUGUAGAAGGCCGGGAGUUUCAGCUCCAUCGGUUGGUCCUCUCAGCUCAGAGCUGCUUCUUCAGGUCCAUGUUCACUUCCAACCUGAAGGAGGCCCACAAUCGGGUGAUAGUGCUGCAGGAUGUCAGUGAGUCUGUUUUCCAGCUCCUGGUUGACUAUAUCUACCAUGGGACUGUGAAACUUCGAGCUGAUGAGUUGCAGGAAAUUUAUGAGGUGUCAGACAUGUACCAGCUGACAUCUCUCUUUGAGGAAUGUUCUCGGUUUUUGGCCCGCACAGUGCAAGUGGGAAACUGUCUUCAGGUGAUGUGGCUGGCAGAUCGGCACAGUGAUCCUGAACUCUACACUGCUGCCAAGCACUGUGCCAAGACCCACUUGGCACAGCUGCAGAGCACAGAGGAAUUUCUACACUUACCCCAUCAUUUACUUACUGAUAUCAUUUCAGAUGGAGUUCCAUGUUCCCAGAAUCCAACAGAGGCAAUAGAAGCCUGGAUUAAUUUUAAUAAAGAAGAAAGAGAGGCUUUUGCAGAGUCACUCAGGACUAGCUUGAAGGAAAUUGGUGAGAAUGUGCACAUCUACCUGAUUGGGAAAGAGUCAUCCCGUACCCACUCAUUGGCUGUGUCUUUGCACUGUGCAGAAGAUGACUCCAUCAGUGUAAGUGGCCAAAACAGCUUGUGCCACCAGAUCACUGCGGCCUGCAAGCAUGGUGGAGACUUGUAUGUGGUGGGAGGGUCCAUCCCACGGCGCAUGUGGAAGUGCAACAAUGCCACCGUUGACUGGGAGUGGUGUGCACCUUUGCCUCGGGACCGGCUCCAGCAUACCCUGGUGUCUGUGCCCGGGAAAGAUGCCAUAUAUUCAUUAGGUGGCAAGACACUGCAGGAUACCCUCUCCAAUGCAGUCAUCUAUUAUCGGGUAGGUGAUAAUGUGUGGACAGAGACAACCCAGCUAGAGGUGGCUGUGUCAGGGGCUGCUGGUGCCAACCUCAAUGGAAUCAUCUACUUACUAGGGGGAGAGGAGAAUGAUCUGGACUUCUUUACCAAACCUUCCCGACUCAUCCAGUGCUUUGACACAGAGACAGACAAAUGCCAUGUGAAGCCCUAUGUGCUGCCCUUCGCCGGGCGCAUGCAUGCAGCUGUACAUAAGGAUCUGGUGUUCAUCGUGGCUGAAGGGGACUCCCUGGUGUGCUACAAUCCCAUGCUAGACAGCUUUACCCGGCUUUGCCUUCCUGAGGCCUGGAGCUCUGCCCCAUCCCUCUGGAAGAUUGCCAGCUGUAACGGAAGUAUCUAUGUCUUCCGGGACCGAUAUAAAAAGGGGGAUGCCAACACCUACAAGCUUGACCCUGCCACUUCAGCUGUAACUGUCACAAGGGGCAUUAAGGUGUUGCUUACUAAUUUGCAGUUUGUGUUGGCCUAAGGCAUGGAAGUAUGCAACUAACUACUUUGCCCUCCCCCUUUCCCUAUCCAAAUUCAAAGUCCCUUGGGCCCCGGUUCACAGUAAUAUGUUAUUUUUUGGCACAGAUUAGAAAGGCAGUGACUGUCCUUCCUCAAACCCAUAGAAGUGCUCUGUGUUUGGGGCUUUUUAGACUGCUGCUGCUCAGCUGACUGCUUGAAAUGAGAGUAGCCAGCCUGUACUCUGACAUCCCCUGGUAAUUCUGUGCCACACUACAAAUUGCAUAGAGCAAGCCUCUUCUCAGACCUUAGCCACAGCCUCCCCUCUUUACCUGAUCAAUGUUGAACAGAAGCACCCCUGAUCCCAGGGCAAAGGAAAGAUGCCCAAUCAUACUUUUUUCCUAGAGCCUGUGAAGUGGCUAGUUGAUAAUUUUUCCACAGAGAAUUAGGUGUUAGAGUCUUCCUUCAGGCUUUGGUUGGGAUAGUGGACUAAGAUGAAGGUGUACCUCACCAGCAAGACUUAACUCUAGAAUUCAGGACAUUCCUUCUAUUUUUUUCUCAUCUAUCUGUCAGGAAAUGUAAUUUUGGCUUUAUUUUUUGUUUAUUUCAAGAGGUAAGCCAGAAAGUAGAAAGGAUUGUUUCUAAUUAAUACCAGAAACUAUUCAUUGCUAGGUUAUUUUAAAAAAAGUGGAAAAAAAAUAACAAAAACGUUUUUCAAACUCAAAAAUACAAGCUCUCUUCUCUUUUAAAGGCUAGGAAUUAUUCAUACAAAUAAAAGUUUUUGGAAGGA
This is a messenger RNA of Nycticebus coucang (slow loris), 2492 nucleotides long. RefSeq names its product kelch repeat and BTB domain containing 4 (gene KBTBD4). Bases 171 to 1727 code for a protein of 518 amino acids. The transcript has 4 exons. The record is from RefSeq and is a predicted model, not a curated record. Gene Ontology annotation, molecular function: protein binding. NCBI's taxonomy places the organism in Eukaryota, Metazoa, Chordata, Mammalia, Primates, Lorisidae.